UACUAUAGCUAGUACACACCGGUAGACAGUGUCCUUCGUCCCUGCCUGUCGGCCACUGUUUUCCUGCAGUUCUGUUAAAGACGGCGAGGGACACAGUGUGUUAGCUUAGACAGCUUGUCCUAAGGAGGACUCUUGUACACAGGAGGCGAGAGCGACACAGUGUGCUAGCUAGUAGACAGUGUCGCCCCAUCCUGCUCUGUACUGGAGUAGCUAGCGGAGCCCAGUGAUACAUGAACCAUGGCUGAGCCAAUGGAGAAUGGCUUGUUUGACAUUCCUGACUAUGACAACAUAGAUGACGAGACCUUUCCUCCUCUGCCCCCUCCCUUCUCACCAGGAGAGGGAGGAGAUCCUUUUACAGGGGAGGAGGACGGAGAGAUCUCCAAGCUGGCCGAAGUCCCUGCUGCCAAGAGGAGAGGCGUCAAGAGACCACAGCCUAAACUGGACUCUCAGAGGCUGACGUCAGAAAGAGGACUUCCGGCUCUUCGCACCCUGUUUGACAACGUUCAUUUCAAAGGCAAAGGACAUGAGGCUGAGGACUUAAAGGUGCUGAUGCAGAGGAUGGAGAACUGGGCUCACAGGCUGUAUCCCAAACUACAGUUUGAAGACUUCAUAGACAAACUGGAGACACUUGGCAGCAAGAAAGAAGUCCAGACGUGUCUCAAGAGAAUACGGUUGGACAUGCCGCUGAUACAUGAAGACUUCAUAGGAGACGACGGUGAGGACGACGUCGUGGCGUCGAGAGACGGACGUGUCGUCACCCAUGACGACCCAGACCCGUUUGGAGACGGGGGUUUCGCUGAAGACCCCCCAGGACUGGUCCCCUCGACCCCAGCCCCCUCCCUGUUCCCUUCCUCCCAGGCUGGCCCGGUCCACUCCACCCCGGCCCCCUCCCUGUUCCCUUCCUCCCAGGCUGGCCCGGUCCACUCCACUCCGGCCCCCUCCCUGACAGAGGAACAGCAGAGGCGUAUAGAACUCAAGAGACGGCUUGCCUUAGAGAGGAGACUGGCCCGCAUGCAGCAACACACAGAUGGCUCCCAGGAGAUUACCUCCAGCCAGUCAGCAGACGGACCCUCUACCCCCCAGUCCCAGGAGAUGGCCUCCACCCAGUCAGCAGACGGACCCUCCACCUCCCAGUCCCAGGAGAUGGCCACCCAGUCAGUAGACGGACCAUCUACCUCCCAAUCCCAGGAGAUGGCCUCCACCCAGUCAGCAGACGGAACCUCUACCUCCCAGUCCCAGGAGAUGGCCUCCACCCAGUCAGCAGACGGACCCUCUACCCCCCAGUCCCAGGAGAUGGCCUCCACCCAGUCAGCAGACGGACCCUCUACCCCCCAGUCCCAGGAGAUGGCCACCCAGUCAGUAGACGGACCCUCUACCUCCCAGUCCCAGGAGAUGGCCACCCAGUCAGCAGACGGACAUUCUACCUCCCAGUCCCAGGAGAUGGCCUCCACCCAGUCAGCAGACGGACCCUCCACCAGGUCCUCCUCACACCUCUUCCCCAGCCAGCAGCAGGAUGGGGAGGAUGAAGACCCGGACCAGGGAGACCCAGAGGACCAGGACCAGAGCAGACCAGACCACCCCAGGGACAGAGCUCUAAACACGGCCCUCCCUGCUGAGGCGGACUCCCUGGUGUGUGAGGGAGCAGUAGCCAGCCCUGUUCCUGAGAUGAGCAACGAUAGCAGCGACUGAGAUACACACGGAGGACAGAACCGCUGACCCCCCCCACAGAGCUGCUGACC
Messenger RNA from Salvelinus fontinalis (brook trout), 1739 nucleotides. RefSeq names its product TIMELESS-interacting protein-like. The transcript is spliced from 8 exons. The record is from RefSeq and is a predicted model, not a curated record. Gene Ontology annotation, cellular component: nucleus; replication fork protection complex. Bases 238 to 1689 code for a protein of 483 amino acids. Gene Ontology annotation, molecular function: DNA binding. Gene Ontology annotation, biological process: DNA replication checkpoint signaling; replication fork arrest; DNA damage response. Lineage: Eukaryota; Metazoa; Chordata; Actinopteri; Salmoniformes; Salmonidae.